Molecule: messenger RNA, 1497 nt
Organism: Ostreococcus lucimarinus CCE9901
Lineage: Eukaryota; Viridiplantae; Chlorophyta; Mamiellophyceae; Mamiellales; Bathycoccaceae
Exons: 1
Coding region: 1-1497 (498 amino acids)
Biological process (GO): lipid metabolic process
Cellular component (GO): membrane
Molecular function (GO): oxidoreductase activity, acting on paired donors, with oxidation of a pair of donors resulting in the reduction of molecular oxygen to two molecules of water
Source: RefSeq, a predicted model, not a curated record
AUGCCGCGGGACGGCGUGGACCUCUCGCGUCGCGCGCGCGCGCGACGACGCGGGGACGCGAGCGCGACGCGCGCGACGGCGCGGGAGGGCGAGGGCGCGCGACGGGCGAAUCGCGGCGACGCGAGCGCGGCGCGGGACGUCGGGACGGGCGUCGGGGGGGAGACGCGGCGAGGCGAGGCGACGUACGCGCGCGCCGACGUGCGCUCGCACGACGUCGGGAGCGAUUGUUGGCUCGUCGUGGGCGAUGGGGUGUACGACGCGACGUCUUGGGUCGAGAAACAUCCGGGGGGGAGCACGAUUCUGGAGCAGUACGCGGGGAGAGACGCGACGGACGCGUUCAUGGCGUAUCACGGGGGGGAGCGGCGCGCGCUGGCGCGCUUGGAGACGCUUCGAAUCGGGCGCUUGGUGGACGAGAGCGCGGCGCCGCCGACGCAUUUAAAGGCGUUUCGUCGGAUGAGGGACGCGAUGGAGGGUAGUGAGAAGUUGUUGAAGAGCGAUCUCACGGAUUACGCCUUCAUCAUCGCGAGAUUGGUCGUGCUUUUCGGCGGCGUGUUGGCGUGCGUGUUGUCGUCGGGCGCCGGUUUCAAGACGCACAUGUUCGGCGCCGUCUUGCUCGGUUUGUUUUGGCAGCAAAGUAUGUUCAUCGGCCACGAUGCUGGGCACACAUCGAUCACUUAUGAUCGCAAAAAAGACGCCAUGAUCGGGUGGUGCGUUGGAAACCUCUUCAACGGCGUCGGCAUCGCGUGGUGGAUGGCGACGCACAACGUCCACCACUGCGCGUGCAACUCGUUGGAAUGCGACCCCGACAUCCAGCACAUGCCCGUGUUCGCGGUCUCCAACAAAUAUUUUGGCUCGGUGUACUCUCUGUAUCACCGCAGACGCAUGACGUACGACCGUCUCGCCAGGACGCUCGUUCGAUUCCAGCACUACACGUUCUAUCCAAUUAUGGCCGUCGCUCGCAUCAACUUAUACUUGCAGACGUUGAUCUUCUUGAUCAAGGCGAAGCGCGUGCGGAGCCGAGCGAUGGAGUUUUUAACACUUGGUGUGUUCGCCACGUGGCUCACCACGCUCAUCGCUCAGUUACCCGUGGGUCACAAAGUGCCGUUCUUCUUCCUCUCGCACGCCGUCGCCGGCGUCAUCCACGUGCAAAUUUGCCUCUCGCAUUUUUCGCGCGACGUCUUCGAAGGGCGACCUGAAAACGACGAGUGGGUGAACAUGCAACUCGCUGGGACGUUGGACAUCGACUGCCCGCGCUGGCUCGACUGGUUCCACGGUGGUUUACAGUUUCAAACCGAGCACCACCUGUGCCCGCGCGUACCUCGACACAAGCUUCGCGCGUUUCGCGAAGACGUCGUCAAGCCUUACGCCAAAGCCAACGGUCUAGGGUUACAUUCCGUCAGUUUCUGGGCCGCCAAUGCGGAAGUUUUCCGCACCCUUAAGCUCGCCGCCAAGCAAUCGCGCUGGGCGCCUCACUUUUCUUCAGCCAUGCACCUCUGA